CAUAAUAAUAAUGUAUUUACUCAGGUCAAAAGUUUUUACUUUAGAUGUUUUAGACUGUAAUAAAUUUAUUUAUUGAUUGAUUUUCCCGGCUAUUGUGUAAUUUACAGGAAUUUAUGAUUGAUCAUUUUUAAACCUUCACAUAACAGCACCAUAUUUACGUCUAUUUUAUCCAUGCUGAGCAAUAUAGUUAUAUUUACAGUAUAUGCAUUUAGAGUUUUGAAUUCAAUUGAUUUACUGUUCAUCAACUUAAGGUUUAUAAGGUGUGUUAAACAUCAUCAAAGAUGUAAGGACAUAUUCAUGUUGUCAGUUUGUUUUCUAUUACAGUGGAUUUUCCAUUGGUGUCUCAGAUGUGCAGAAAUAUUGAAAAUGGCUGAAGCUAAAGAAGUGUCAAAAACUAGUCAAGGGUUGUCUGUUGUUUGCCAGUCUGAUAUUGUAUUUUCCCAUCCUGGAGAUGAUGUUGUUCUGUCAUGUCAUCUUAAGCCGGCUAUCAGUGCUGCUUCAAUGGAGAUUCAGUGGUGGCAUAAGGAGGAUCCAGUUUUCCAUUAUAAGAAUGGACAGAUGACAGUGAACAUAGACUUUGAGGGUCGAGUGAGUCUCCCAUUGCAAGAUCUACAAAAUGGAAAUGUGUCUUUGACUCUCAGAGAUAUCAGGAGUUCACAGAAGGGCCUCUAUAUUUGUGAAGUCACCCAUGAAAGUCAGUCAAUACAAGAUACUGUCUUUCUCCAUAUCAGCUCUGUAGACUUUAGUCUUGUGGUUUCAUCUGGCCCUGUGUGUGCGGCCCCUGGGGAAGACAUCAUUUUACCCGUUCAUCUCUUACCUGAAACCAGUGCUGUGUCCAUGGAAAUCAGAUGGUUCAGAGGGACAGAGCUCAUUUAUCAGUAUAUGAACGGACAGGAGAUGACAAAUAAUGACUUUGAGAACCGAGCCAGUCUGUCCAUCCAGGAGCUGAGGAGAGGAAAUCUUGCUCUGACUUUGAGAAAUGUUCAGCCAUCAGAUUCAGGGGACUAUACAUGCAAAGUCUUUCAUGAUGGAUGUCAGAAGAGAGGAGUAGUUCACUUGCAAGUUAAAGAGAUUGAGAGAGUGAAACAUCUCUGCAGUGUCAUAAAGCAAACACAUGAAGACAUCACGCAGCAAAGAGUAAAACUAAAUGAAACCUUAAAGUUGCUUGAAGAAACACUCAAUAAUGUUGAUCGGUCAUCUAGCCGUUUAAAUAGUAUGGAAGGGAUCCCUCCAUUCAUGCAAGAUCAUAGCAAAUUGGAACGACUCGACAUGGAAGACAGGACAGCAGGUUCUACAUGUACCAGAAAAAGUAUGGAAGGAAUUCUCCCACUCAUGGAAGCAGAGCGUGGCAGUCAAAGAACAAUACAAACUAGAGAAGCGGAUACUGCCACUGAGCAAGAGUUAUCAUCACUAGAUACGUCAUCACAGGUUUUGCAAAGACUAAGAAGAUUAGAAUUUGUAAGUUUAACAGAGAGAGCUACACAAACCCAACAGAGCCUUGAAGCAACAAUGCAAAGCACUCAAGAAAGGAGACAUGAGACUGUUUCUGCAGAGCAAGAGAGAUCUUCAUCAGCUGUACCACUACAGGUACAAGAGAGACCAGGAACAUCACAAUCAGAUACAGCACAAGCACUACAGAGGCCAGAAGGCAGGAGGCAAAGGAGACAAGAAAAAAGAGAGAGAAAAUGCCAAAUUUUGUAAUUAAAUAUACUCUUAAUUACUAAAGGUUUAUUGUGAUUAAACAUUUGUAUAGAAUAGAUCUUGAAUAAAUGACAGCUUUUCCUACAUUUUAGAUUUGUUAUGGAGUUAUCUGGAAUCAUUCUUAUAUUUGUGAAAUCCAAAAUAAAGUUGCUGUAAGUGAUUUUAGCCAUGUUGCUAACUUAAAUCAUGUGCCUUUACAGAAAAUAGUGUGUUUCCGAUUAAUUAUGUCUUCUGAUUUGGGGUUUGAUAACAUCUUAGGAUUUAUAAAGAUUUUGUGUUAUUGUGUUAUUCUAAACCUGCAUGACUUUUCUGAAACAAAAAUGAAUUUUUAAAACUUAUUUUUAAAUAAAUUGUCAAAUGAUAUUUUUUUUUUAACAUUGUAUCUGCGAAAUUCAUGAGAUACUGUAUGACUGUGAAUUUAAGUAGAACAAAACAUAAGCACCUUGUUAAUUUA
This is a messenger RNA of Cyprinus carpio (common carp), 2155 nucleotides long. RefSeq lists its product as uncharacterized. The record is from RefSeq and is a predicted model, not a curated record. Bases 172 to 1701 code for a protein of 509 amino acids. Lineage: Eukaryota; Metazoa; Chordata; Actinopteri; Cypriniformes; Cyprinidae. The transcript has 8 exons.